AUAUUAACGGCGGCGCACGCGCAUCCAACACAGUGACACGCCAAUCGCCACGCCAAUAUGAUCCGCAACAUUGCUUUGACCCUGGUCGUAGUGGUCGCUAGCCACAUGUGCUUAGCGAACCCCGUACCAGAACCAGACCCCGUUCACAGAACACACGUGAGAAUUCACGUGCCAUAUGAAGUGCAUACCUUACACCACCAUCACGUUGAAACCGUUCCUGUGAUCAAAGAGGUCCCUGUGAUCAAACCAGUGCCUGUCAUUAAGGAGGUCCCGAUUAUCAAAACUUUGCCUGUAGUCCAAACUGUUCAUGUACCAGUGCAUCAUACCGUACAUGUCGAGAAACCAGUGUUCGUGCCAAUUAAAGAGCAUAUCUCCUUCUCUUCUUGGCACUAAUAGGCCGAUAGUAAAACCUCUUUAUUUGUAUUAUAGAAAUAAUGGGAAUUUAUUAUAAUAUUUUAACCAAAAGAGUGUGCUGUUUCUGUCCAAAUCGAUUGAUGUAGUUAUUGUUAUUCAAAUGUAUACCUCUUUGAUUUAGUUUUAGAGUUCAUUAUGCUCUAAACAGCUCACAAUUAAAGUCUGAUUAUUAUCUUAGAAUUUGUACUACGUGAAUGAAAUUUCUUUUUAAUCAGAUUAGUGGCGAACAUGUUGUUACUUUUCUGGAGUGUAAAUGAACUAAUUUCCACACUGUUAUACUGAAAUUAGAUUAAAAGGACAUUUCAUUUAUGUAAACUAUAGUCUAUAUAUCUUUGUAAAUGUGUGAUAGUUACCGUACUAUAAGUUAAACUAAACAAGUAGGUAAGGAAAUGAAUAAACCAUUUACUAACUCAAAGCUGAGACGCGUCUAAUUUACUUAAACAUUUAUGAUGUAACUGCAAACGUGUGCAGAUUAAGUAUUUAGUUUAUCAACUAAAGCAUUAUGCACUAUAAUAUAUUGGCAUUUAGGUAUAAUUCAAAAUGCAGCUCAUGACUCUUGAUAUAAUUAAUUUAAAUAAGGUUUAACGAAGUGCACUAGUCUGUAACAACAUCAAAAAUGUCGGGUAACAAAUGAGUUUAAUUAGCAAGCCACGUAGCUUGUACUGGCAACCGCCAUUUUAAUUGAACGAGUGAACGAUACAACUAUCGAAUAUUAUUAUGAAACGUAAAUAAUGCUAGUAUUAGCAAUUAUUCGAUUGUUUAUACGAUUAUUCGAUGUUUGUUGUAAUUAGAUUGUGUUUCAUUAUGUGCAUAAGUUUGUUUUGUUAAGAAUUGUUAUUGAAAAUUUUGUAUUAAUAAUUUUGGUACUCGAUAUUAUUUUAACAUGCACAUUUUAGUCUUUAUCUAGUCGUCUUAAAGUAUACAUUGCAUUGUCUACAUCGAUUUCAGUGGCACAUGAACAGGAGUAAUAAAACGUAUAUUUGUUUCCAUUAUUUCUACAAUAUGUAUAUCGAAUGUAAUAUAUCGUGUACAUAAGUACGUAAAUACUCUUUUAUAUCACAUAGUAAGAUUUAAAUAAUUCUUCUGUGAUAUGAUAAUACAGUGUAAAAUUUUGU
This is a messenger RNA of Spodoptera frugiperda (fall armyworm), 1529 nucleotides long. RefSeq lists its product as uncharacterized. The record is from RefSeq and is a predicted model, not a curated record. NCBI's taxonomy places the organism in Eukaryota, Metazoa, Arthropoda, Insecta, Lepidoptera, Noctuidae. Bases 58 to 393 code for a protein of 111 amino acids. The transcript has 3 exons.